This is a messenger RNA of Aureobasidium musti, 1502 nucleotides long. NCBI's taxonomy places the organism in Eukaryota, Fungi, Ascomycota, Dothideomycetes, Dothideales, Saccotheciaceae. The record is from the annotation of a GenBank genome assembly.
UCAUGGGAGGUAUCAACAUCCAAGGUCCGAGACUACACCUUCUCGUUGCAGCAGUCGGUGCCCUUGCAUUCUUAUUACAGGGAUAUGAUCAAGCUGUGAUCAACGGUUUACUAGGUCUGCUAACAUGGGAAAAGACCUUUCCCCAAAUCAAUACCUCAGACAACAAGUCACAUGAACGAUCACUUGUCCAGGGCACAGCUGUUGCAAUUUAUGAAGUGGGCUGUGCCAUAGGAGCUCUGUCAUGUUUCAUCAUCGGCGACAUCCUAGGCAGAAGGAAGACUAUCUUUGGCGCAUCAUGCUUAGUAUUGGUCGGUGUCACGAUUCAGGCUUCAUCCUUCAGCUUGGGACAGCUCAUUGCGGCACGUAUCAUCACUGGUCUUGGGGUGGGUGCUUUUACAGCAACUGUUCCAAUGUGGGUCACCGAAUGCUCGAACGCUCAUGAUAGAGGCAAGAUGGUCAUGCUCGAAGGCAUGUUCGCCAUUGGUGGUGUCGCAUUCGCAGUCUGGUUGGACUUCGGCUUCUUCUUUCUCAANAACAAUUCUGCCAAUUGGAGAUUCCCAAUUGCUUUCCAGGCGGUUUUUGCGAUUGGCAUCGCUUCGUUGAUAUUCAUGCUACCAGCUGGACUCAAGUCAUUAUCUCGGCUCCACGGCCUGCCGGAGGACUCAAUACUACUUCGACAAGAAGUUGAAGUAAUCAGGGAUGCCAUCUCACAGGAGAAUGUCGGAGCUUCUGGCAAUCCNUUUGCGCGAACACACAAUCGCCAUCUGAACCGUACUUUGAUCGCGAUCGGUGUCAAUAUGCUCGCUCAGAUGACGGGUGUCAAUAUCAUCACUUUCUACUCCAACGAAAUCUUUACGCAGAUCUUAGGCUACGAUGGUACAACAUCACGCAUCAUCUCGGGAUGUCUGCAAAUCUGGCAAUUCUGUAUGGCGACUUUAGCCGUCUUCCUGGUUGACAGGCUUGGACGUCGAAAGUUGCUACUGAUUGGAACUGCUGGCAUGACAAUCGCUCAAGCUGGUCAGGCGGCGCUCAUAAAGUACUCACAUGUCAGCAAAAGCGUUGCGGGCGCCACGCUGUUGUUCGAUUUCCUGGCUCUUGCUUUCUUCCCUAUUGGAUUGUUCUUGAUCCCAUUCAUGUAUUCUGCAGAGAUUGCGCCUCUCAGGAUUCGACACAAGAUCACAGCUAUGUCGGCUGCAACAAACUGGCUCUUCAAUUUCUUGAUUGCAGAAGUCACACCCAUCGGAUUCAGGACUAUCGGCUGGAAANNUGUAAACUAUCUCUGUUACGUGUGCACGAGUGCUACAGCAUUCAUGUUUGUCUAUUUCCUGUGCCCUGAGACUCGCUCCCGCGGACUUGAAGAUAUCGAUCAGUUCUUCGUAAGAUCUGAUAAUGCUCUCCAGGUUGUUAAAGUUGCAAGGGACCUUCCAUGGGAUGCUGGAAUGUCGACUGUGAUUGAGGAGAAGGUCAAUAAGGCUGAGCACCUUGAGGAGGCUGGCAGCAUG